Molecule: messenger RNA, 2843 nt
Organism: Nomascus leucogenys (northern white-cheeked gibbon)
Lineage: Eukaryota; Metazoa; Chordata; Mammalia; Primates; Hylobatidae
Source: RefSeq, a predicted model, not a curated record
ACAUGGCUCUCCCGGCGGCCGGCGGGGCGCGCUAGUGUUGGGGUCCCGCCGUCCUGAGGCUCGAGCUCGUGCGGGUCGGUCGGUCGUCGGGGCCUGCGCGGGGCCCGGGCCCAUGGCUGCGUCGGCGGCUCUGUCUGCGGCGGCGGCGGCAGCGGCCCUGUCUGGCUUGGCGGUUAGGCUGUCGCGCUCGGCGGCGGCCCGAGGCUCAUACGGCGCCUUCUGCAAGGGGCUCACGCGCACGCUGCUCACCUUCUUUGACCUGGCCUGGCGGCUGCGCGUGAACUUCCCCUACUUCUACAUCGUGGCCUCGGUGAUGCUCAACGUCCGCCUGCAAGUGCGGAUCGAGUGAGCGCCGGCGGCGGCGGCGGCGGCAGAGGCCCGGCUGGAGGGGCGCCCUUGUCCCCGCCCGCCCCCGGCCGGGUCGCGGGCAUGAAGGAAAGCUGGGUCGCGGUGGGGGGCGGAGGCUGGGCGGCCCAGGCCCCUGGACUCUAGACCUACGCCGCCCGGGCACGAAGGCCCAGCCCUGGCCCCGGCCGCGGUCUCAGCCCGGGACCCCGGCUCGCGCAGAAACGUACUGAACAGGCCCCUACCAUUGGGCUCCAGAAACUACCUGAGCUCGGACGACCUGUUGCCUCAUAUUGGCCAAAGAGGGGGAAACCAGAAGGAGGGAAUUCUGCUGCGGCGAGUUGACUUUCCAGGCCCCGAGCAGAAAGGCAUUGACGUUUGUAGGCGGUGACCCGCCCCUUCUCUGGCCUUGCCAAGAGUCUCAUCCCUACCCUGGGGCACCUCUGGCCCUGGACCUGCUUGGGCAGAGGCAGCGUGAAGGGCCUGAACAAGAGGAGAAGAAGGGCCUUCCUAGUAGAGGCACAGCAUGGACAAAGGCUCACAGGGGUGGGAGUGCCCAGUGAUCGAGUCCUGGCUUGGGAAGGAAGGUCUGAGUUCCCCGGGAACUGAAAUCUGCUAGCAGCCCUGUGAGAGGUGUAUUUCCCCUUCCUAAUGACAGAGGAAACUGAGGCUUCGGGAAGGGGGGGGAUUUCCCCUUCACACACAGAUAGGAGGAGGAGGAACUGCAUGUGCCCCUGGGCCUGCAGGCCCCCACACCCCUCCCAAGUCUUCUCCAAGACCUGGCAUGGUGGGAGGAGGGAGGGGGAAAUGAAGAGGGAAGCAUAGGGCUCCUAGGGCACCAAGGGAGAGGGGCCCAAGGGUAGGGAAACUGGGGAUCUCGCUUUCUUUGGAGCAGUACGGAAAGUCACAGGGAAGAUUAGGACAGACAGCUGAGAUGGGAGACAGGAGAGAUGAGCCCCAGGACCCCUGGGGAGCCAAGCUUUCCCCCACAGCCUAGCCUCCCCACCCCACCUGGAGCUUCACCAAGGGCUUCUCAGCAGUGAAGUGGCACAAACCUCCCAGUUUGGUGGGCAAGUGGGGAUGAUGGUGGUGUCAUGGCUCCUGGAGACAUGACAUAACCAGGACGGUGAAGGGAUAAACCUGAGGUGGGCUGGGGCUGAGACCCAUGGGAUGACCCCAAUUCUCUCUCCUCAAGCUCGACCCCCCCAUCCCCAGGAUCACACAGGAGAAUCUCAUCCUCACGGCUUGGAUUGGUCCUGGGGGCCCCCGGGUGUGCUGCUAACUGGUGUACAAUGCUCAGGAGCAGCCCAGAGGGGAGCCAGGAAGGGACCUCGCCCUCACCUUCUAUCCCCAUUUCCGCAUCUCUUGCACUGGUACCCCGAGGGCCACGUUCUCAGUUCCUGGGACUGGAAACUGCAGCAGUCUGGCCAGCUCCAGGGACAGAGUGGCCCAACCACCUACCACGUACCCUCCUCAGCUGCCCACUGGACCCAGGUCCUGAAUGAAGCUGUCCGCCUGCCUCACCCCAGAAGAGGCUGGACAGUGGCUGCCUCGUGCGCCCUGCAGUCUCCCACAGCCAGGGCCUGAUGGCGUGCCUCCUUGUCCCAAGUCUCCUGAGAACCCCUGACCUUGCUGGCCUCUCUCAUCCCCCCCAAUCCUGUCCACCCUUGACCACCUCUGGGGGUCUGUCAGCCUGCUGGUCCCCCCAACAGAUCUCUGAGGGCAGCCUCUGUGGGACAAGAGUGACACAGAGCUGGAGGAGAAGAGGAGUGAGGGGCCUCCUUGUGUCUGAUGCACAGAUGUGGCCGUUUCAAACCCUGAUGUCACCCUCUGGGUGACUGGAUCCCUAGCUCCAGCCUCUUCCUGGGCCAGCCAGGAAGGGUGGAGGAAAGUUCUUUGCUGAGUGCAUGCGUGAUACUGUGGGGGGGUGCCUGAGCCCUCCCCAUGCAAGGGGCUCAUCCUGGGACUCUGGAAGCUGCUUCCCUACUGGGAGAAAUGUGUGUCGGAGCUGCAGGGGUCCCUACCCUCAGAGACCCCCGACUGCAGGGAGCCCCACCCCAUAAGAGGGUCAUGGAAGUCCAUGUCUGCCCACCCCCCAUGGCUUCUGCUGUGGCUGUAUUGGCCUAGAGGGGCUGGCUGGGGAGGAGCAGGGCUGAGCCCUCAGCAUUUGCUCCUGUCCCUGCCUUUUCACCCCUGCUGCCUGAAGUGGUAGCCCCGCCAGCUGCUUCUCUACCUCCCCUCUCCACCUCUUCUCUUCCCUACGGGGCCCUUGCUGCGUGAUGGGGUCUCCAUGCACUUUAUUUAUUUGCAGUCUGUUUUCUAGGCUGUGGAGCUUCUAGACACCAACCGGAAUGACAUACUUUUCUCUUUGUGAUUCACUGUGUACUGGUCAGCACAGGCUGGCCAGAGAGAUGUUCUUGUUUCUGGUGUUGUCAUGUCUUCUUGUUUUCUCUACGUUUAAAAAAAAAAGUCCUUGGUUUAAUACACUAAAAUCCCAA